AGGACGGGUUGGUGGCGCUGCAGGCGGCCACGGGGCUGCCGUGGUGGGCCGCCAUCGUGGGCGGCGCCGCCCUGCUCCGCACCGCCGUCACCUUGCCGCUGGCCGCGCACCAGGGCCGCCUCCUGGCCAAGUUGGAAAAUUUGCAGCCUGAGAUUAAAAAACUAGCCGAGCGUCUUCGCUAUGAAGUUUCUGUUCGUGGAAAGCAACUGGGUUGGUCUGAAAAGGUGGCCAGGUUCCACUUUAAGAAAAACCUACGGAGGAUUAUUACAGAGCUGUACAUUCGAGACAAUUGCCAUCCCUUCAAAGCCACUUUACUGGUGUGGGUACAGAUUCCAAUGUGGGUGUGCGUGUCUCUCGCUUUACGAAACUGCAGUGUUGGUGCCAUAGGCUCGGAAGUUCAAGAACAGUUUUCAGCAGGCGGAGCAUUGUGGUUUACAGACCUCACAGCACCAGAUUCUACCUGGAUUUUGCCAGUUUCGCUUGGGCUUGUGAAUUUGCUGAUAGUGGAGAUCUUUGAUUCACAAAAAAAGGAAGUUUCCAGGUUCCAGAAGCUUGCUACAAAUUUCUUUCGAGUGGUGUCGGUAGUAAUGAUCCCUGUUGCUUCAACAGUCCCCUCUUCCAUGGCAUUGUACUGGCUGUCCUCGAGCUUCAUGGGACUUUCGCACAACCUGUUGCUGCGUUCUCCGACCUUUCGUCGACUGUGUUGCAUACCAAGGACCAAAUCUGACUCAGAUACUCCUUACAAGGAUAUCGCGUCUGCCUUGACUACUAAAUACAGUUUUAAGAAAUGAUGUCGUUUGAACUGUCAGAAGAGCUGUCCCACGAAUGUUGCACGGGUAAUUAAGUAGCACUAUUUUAUUGAGGUGUUCUUACUUACUGUGAAAUGUUGCAGCUGGAAUUAUAUUUAUUUUCCAAAUAAAGUAUUAACUGUCUGGCCAUAAAUUGUUCUUGAGCACAAAUGUAUGUUUAUUGUGAAGUUUUGUUUCAAGGAUGGCCAUAUUUGCAGUUGGAAUACUCCUGUAGUACAGGUUGUCUCCUGAAUUAUCAUAAGGAAUUAUGCAGAUGAAUAUUAAAUAAAACUGUGACUCGCCUUGGCUGCCUUCUUCUCGCGAAGCUGAUCUGACCUGUGGACUAGCAAACAAGUUUUGAGGUGAGGGAAAAGGCUGGAUGGACUGAUGCUGUAGUCAUUAGGUUUUUUGAAUUAAGAUACUGGUGCAGAUUGAUUGGUAAUCAGGUAUAGUCAUUUGAUGUUUGAUAGUCUUCACAGCAGUUCUGAUAGCUGAUUUUCUGUAAUUGCUAAGUAAACUAGGUUGUUGUCACUCUCUUACGUGUUAGAUUUGAUGUUAGGAGGACAAGUUUCUUGUAUUGUUUCUGGUGGUCACCUGCUGAGUGACAGCAUUCUGGCUGCAUGUAC
This is a messenger RNA of Athene cunicularia (burrowing owl), 1414 nucleotides long. RefSeq names its product cytochrome c oxidase assembly protein COX18, mitochondrial. Gene Ontology annotation, biological process: protein insertion into mitochondrial inner membrane from matrix; mitochondrial respiratory chain complex IV assembly. Gene Ontology annotation, cellular component: mitochondrial inner membrane. The coding region runs from base 336 to 791 and encodes 151 amino acids. The record is from RefSeq and is a predicted model, not a curated record. The transcript is spliced from 6 exons. Gene Ontology annotation, molecular function: membrane insertase activity. Lineage: Eukaryota; Metazoa; Chordata; Aves; Strigiformes; Strigidae.